Messenger RNA from Megalops cyprinoides (Indo-Pacific tarpon), 4736 nucleotides. RefSeq names its product myotubularin-related protein 10-like. The transcript is spliced from 16 exons. Bases 665 to 2971 code for a protein of 768 amino acids. The record is from RefSeq and is a predicted model, not a curated record. NCBI's taxonomy places the organism in Eukaryota, Metazoa, Chordata, Actinopteri, Elopiformes, Megalopidae.
GUCAAGUGUUUGUGUCGCAGAACUUGAUCAAGAUUUGAACUCCUCUCUAACCUGGAAUGUCAGAAAUGGGGGAAAGUGGGACAGGGACGAGUUUUUCCGCACCACCCGGUCUUAUCCUUGAAGAUGUAUAGCUCCGAGUGCUUCGGAGAGGUUGAAGGUCGGAGUCAAACAAGAAGGAAAGGCUGGACUGCACAGUAUAGCUCGAUUAGCUAAAUAAGUUAGUCCACAGACAGUGAUCAAGCUAGCUAGAGGUAGCUAGUCAGUGAGGCAAAGUAACGUCAAGCAAGGCUAGCUGCAGUCAUCGUCGCUGGUCCGCAGCUGAGAAAAAAUUGCAGGCGUCUUUCCCGAGUGGCAAGGAGUAACGUUAGCUACCCACUGCAUACAAUGGACCAAACUUUAAACUUUAUUAGUACUGGGUAGCCUGAAGCAACGCUCAGUCUCUGCUGAGCUAGCUAAUUUGUUAUUCUCGGGGUUUUAUUUUAGUCUCAGCUAUAACCGUAGUUACAAGCUAACUAGCUGGUUUGCUGUUUUCAGUCAAUAUACCUGCUCAACUGUCGUUAUCUGUCAGUAGAUACUGAGCUAGCUAACGUUAGCUUUGCUGACUUUCGUUUCAACUUGAACAGCAAAAUACAGAGCGAACUCGCUAGCUUUCUCGGACUGCAAAAUGUUUUCUGUCAAACCUGUGAAACCAACGUUUAAGUCCUACCUUCCUCCUCUACAGACUGAUUUGAGGAAGAGUCCCCAGCCUAUAAAGAAAUUAGAAGCGAAGUUACUUCCAGGGGAGAUUGUGGUGAACGAGGUGAACUUUGUGAGGAAAUGCAUCGGUGCAGAGAGCGGCCGGGAUGAUCUGUGGGGGAAGCUGAUCUGCACCAACUUCAAGAUCUCCUUCAUCACCCACGAUACGCUGCCCCUGCAGAAGUUCCAGUACAGGAGCCGACUGCUUGGAGAACAUGAUAUUCCCCUGGCUUGUGUGGAGCAGGUGGUCACAGUGAACGAUGCAAAGGGGAAACAGAAGGUGCUGGGAUCCAACCAGAAACUCAAGUUCAACCCUACCGAGCUCAUUGUCUACUGCAAGGACUUCCGCAUUGUCAGGUUCCGCUUUGACGAGGCUGGGCCUGAGAGCGCCAAGAAGGUUUGCCUCGCCAUCGCUCACUACUGCCAGCCAGCCGAUCCUCAGCUGCUCUUCGGGUUUGAGUAUGUUGGGAAGCAAUACUACGGCUCCUCAGGUGACCGGGUCAAUGGCGUGGACCAUGGAGGAGGCCUGCAGACCCCCCUGUUUGACCGUCCCUCUGAAUGGGACCGGGAGAUCAAGCGCACUGGGGCAUCGGAGUGGAGGGUUUGCUCUGUCAAUGAAGGCUAUGCCAUCUCCCCAAGUCUUCCUGAGUACUUUGUGGUCCCAGUGUCCCUGGCAGACCAGGACCUGAAGCAGUACUCUGGUUUCUUCGCCACACAGCGCCUUCCUCUGUGGUGCUGGAACCACCCCAACGGGAGCGCUCUAGUCCGAAUGGCCAGUAUCAGAGACCCGGCCCAACAGAGGAAGCUAGACCAGAGGAUCUGCAAUGCCAUCACCAAGAGCCACCCAAAGCGCAGUGAUGUUACCAAGUCCGACUUGGACAAGACCCUUCCAAAUAUCCAAGACAUCCAGGCUGCCUUCGUCAGACUCCGGCAAAUCUGUGUAAUAGAGCCCUUUGAGGAGUCUGAGGAGAAAUGGCUGUCAUCCAUAGAGAGCUCGCGAUGGCUGGAGUAUGUCAGGGCCUUCCUGAAGCAUUCUGCGGAGACGGUGUACAUUCUUGAGGGGAAACGUUCGUCCGUCAUCCUGCAAGAGGAGGAGGACCGGGACCUGAGCUGCGUGGUGUCCUCGCUGGUGCAGCUCAUGCUGGACCCCCACUUCCGCAGUCUGCAGGGCUUCCAGAGCCUGGUCCAGAAGGAGUGGGUGAUGGCCGGCCAUCGCUUCCUCGACCGCUGUAACCACUUGAAGAAAAAUGACAAAGAGGAGUGUCCCCUCUUCCUGCUGUUCCUGGACUGCGUGUCGCAGCUGAUGAACCAGUAUCCGGCUGCUUUUGAGUUCACAGAGACCUACCUGACGGUGCUGAGCGACAGCAUGUGGGUGCCGGUCUUCAGCACCUUCCUCUUCAACUGUCCCCUGCAGCACGCCGAGCACAGCAAGGAAUUUGCCCAGAGUAAGAACAUCCCUCUGGGGGAGGACAAGGCACUGCGUUUCCCCCCAGUGUGGGACUGGUCCCAGCAGUUCACUCUGAAGGACCAGGCCCUGUUCAACAGCCCCCUCUAUGUGGGAAAGGGUGCUACGUGUGUGCAGAAUGGAGCAGUGAAGUCAUUCAGACGCACAAAGAAGAGCUACAGCUCCACCCUGCGGGGAAUGCCCUCCUUCCAGAACGGAAUGGCGGGGGAGCACACCCUCGACUCCCUCCCUCGACGGAACUCCCUGGUUCUCCGGCUCAGGCCCGAGUUCUCCCAGAUGCGGGAUGCGCCAGAGAACCCUUCGGAGCGCUUCUUCAGGGACUGGUUCUCACGGCCGCCGGACCUGCAGGGCCUGCUCCUGCCCCAGCUGCUGCCCUCGCACCUUAAGCUGUGGCGGCUCUACUUCCUGCGCUGGGUCCCAGAGGCGCAGAUCUCGCGGGGCGGCCCCAUCACGGCCUUCCACAAGCUGUCGCUGCUGGCGGACGAGAUCGAGAUUCUGCAGAGCCAGCUGCGGCAGUACAAAGGCAGCACCCCGGCCUCCACCCCUGCCUUUACCCCUGGCACCCCCCAGCCUGAACACCGCAGGAUGUACUUCAAGGCCAGCUCUCCCCAGGACGACGCCUCGCCCCCCGAAUACCUCAGCUCCUCCUUCCCCUUCUCCCCCGUGGGUAACCUGUGCCGGCGCAACAUCCUGGGAACACCCUUCAGCAAGUUCCUCAGCGGGGCCAAGAUCUGGCUGUCUACUGAAACCUUAGCCAAUGAGACUGUCUGAACCUGCUUGGCUGGAGGCUUCAAAGUCAAUCCCAGAAUGCAAUGGCAAUGGGACAGGUCUGACGCCAAGGCCGGGAGCAGGACAUGGGGACUGUGAACGACUUAUUUAGGGAUCUUCAUUCCUGCACAAUAUAAAUCUACAUGGCUCAAAUCGCACAUCUUUUAGGGUAUGCUGAUGUUCUGCUGUGGUUGCUGUGGUUUCAUUCUUUAUUGGUGGCAAAUGUUCUUGCGAUCAGUGUCUGAAGAAAAAAUAUAUUUGAGCUGAUAAGGGUAUAUGGAAAUUGAAUGCAUAGAUUCUGUGGUAGCCAACACUUUCUGAUCUUUUUAUUUUAAAAUAGAGUAGCUUUAUUUUUUGAUACCUUCUGGUAAGGUAUACCAUGUAUUGUAUUCAGAUCUCUACAAUCUGAGCAUCUUCCAAGGGUAUGUUACAGCAUAUGUAAUUUUGAUCCUUUUUAAUUCCUCCAUUAGAGGCUAUGAGAUGCCAAUCAAAAAAAAAUAAUAAUGUACCAAUGAAAUACCUGGGAGACACAUGGCAUCCAUCAUAUUGGGAUGCAGUCCCUCCUUUUGGUUGCUUAAUUAGAGUUCAAAUGUGGUAUACAAACUUGAUGGUUCAUAACUAUGAAGCAGCAUGUGGCUGCAUUUAUACAUUGGUUGCACACCCAUUAGAGGUCAGUAGUAAAAGUGUACUGUACUUGAUGUGUUUAAGGACCUUGAGGCAGGCUGGUUACCUGCCUGAUCAAAAAAAAAACUGCCUGCUUUCUCUGGCUUAGAGUGGCAGAGAAAACGCUGCUAGAAAACCUCAGGGGCCCGCUGCUGGGUGGUCAGGUCUCUGAGGUCCUGUAGCAAAUGUUGGGUCUUGUAGCAGUUUUCUGGUUAAUGUUGGUGAUGUUCAACUGGUGAGGAGGUUCAGAAUGAUCUGGAAGCACCAGGCAUGCUGUGCAGGGAAGGCCACUGUAUCUUGUUAGUUACAGCCUUAUCGUAUUCUUUCCUGGGUCUUCACAUGCUUGAUCCACACGUGAGUCCAAAAGAUAAGACCCAGUUACUAAUGAACCAAAUCCACACAGUCCGUACUGGUAGCUGUUAUGAUUAACCCAUGAUAUAAAUUUAGCUAACAAAAUGUUUCCCAGCUUAACAUUUUGAAAAUGUUCACAUUGUAGUUUGCUCAGAAUUUGGUACUUAACAUUUUUCAGUGAUAUUUGAAUAACAAGUGAUGUACAGUGAUUUAGAAUGAAAUUUGUUAGUUUACCACUAAUUCUUACUGAUGAUGCACUCUGUUGUUAAUGUAUGAAAUUUGUGCCGUUAAUUUGGCACAAUUUGAUGUUGGGCGACAGCACUAAUAUUUAUUUAUUCAGUUAUGCAAUACAGGUAAACCUGGAACAUUUUGAACUCCACUGUGCCUUUAAAGGGGAAUCUGGGCUUGAGCUAUACUGUAUAUUCAAAGUACCUGUUUUCUUCCCUCUUUAUGUGCUUUUCAGGGCAUAAGUUUUCAACUGUCACACUGUGGAGUCCACAUUGAAAGCUCCACUGAUUCCAAAGCUGUACCACCAGAAGCCAUAUUGGAACUGGUGCUCCAUCAGUUCCCCUUUAAUGCAAAAAUGGAAGAAUAAUUUCAUUACCCAUGAUCUGUGGCCUCUGUGUAAAUGGUGUUGAGGUGUGCCUGUGUUCUGGUGACCUAGAAUGCCCCAAGCUAGAAGUGCAGAACCAUUUUUUAUGGGGCCAAAUAGGUAAUAGUUCAGAACACAGGCACUUCCAGUACCCUUUGCAAA